Thunnus maccoyii (southern bluefin tuna) is the source of this 3245-nucleotide messenger RNA. It is a transcript of the gene sfrp2, whose product is annotated as secreted frizzled-related protein 2. The record is from RefSeq and is a predicted model, not a curated record. NCBI's taxonomy places the organism in Eukaryota, Metazoa, Chordata, Actinopteri, Scombriformes, Scombridae. Bases 285 to 1172 code for a protein of 295 amino acids. The transcript is spliced from 3 exons. Gene Ontology annotation, biological process: negative regulation of canonical Wnt signaling pathway; canonical Wnt signaling pathway; non-canonical Wnt signaling pathway. Gene Ontology annotation, molecular function: Wnt-protein binding.
AAACAUGUCGGUCAGACCCAGAGGAGCAACAAGUGAGAAUUCUUUGACCAAGGAGACAAAUUUAUCCACAAGGUUCACCUGAUACAAGGAAACCAAGUGUGCUGAAUGGAGAAGAAGUCUUUACGCACAAUAUACAUAGACUCCUCCCAGACAUGCCUGGAAGAAAACCUCUUGUUACAGUAGGAGCUGGCCACUGACAGAGGCUCCAUCCACGCUGACUGAUGCUCCAAAACAUCUGAGUAACAGUCUAUGUUCAUAUUUUGCGAGCUUUACGCAUAUCCAAAAUGAGAGCCUUUAUUUCGACAGUGACAGUGUUAUGGGUGAUAAUACUACCCUGCAUGGAAGCUAUUCACGGAUUGUACAGUUUUGGCCAGCAUGAAUUUUUCUACAAAAAGAAUAACUGCAAACCCAUUCCUGCAAACCUCCUAUUGUGCCACGAUAUAGAGUACACGGAGAUGCGCCUCCCGAACCUGCUCGGACACGAAACCAUGAAUGAAGUUCUGCAGCAAGCUUCGUCUUGGAUCCCGCUGGUUCAGAAGCAAUGUCAUCCCGACACAAGAAAGUUCCUGUGCUCCCUUUUCGCUCCUGUCUGUCUGGACGAUUUGGACGAGCCCAUACAGCCGUGCAGGUCCCUGUGCGAAAGCGUUAAAUACGGCUGCGCGCCCGUGAUGUCCGCUUUCGGCUUUCCAUGGCCAAAGAUGUUAGACUGCGAUCGUUUUCCACUCGACAAUGACCUGUGCAUACCACCUGCAGGCAUCGAUAACUUUGCACUAGUCACCAAAGAGGUGCCCAGAGUGUGUGAUGCUUGCAAGGAAACGGAUGAAAAUGACAAUGAAAUUGUCGACAACUUGUGUAAAAAUGACUUUGCUCUGAAGAUCAAAGUCAAGGAGAUCUCCUACAUCAACGGUGACACCAAGAUAGUGCCAGAGACCAAGAGCAAGACCAUUUACAAGCUGAACGGUGUGACGGAGCGUGACCUGAGGAAGACGGUGCUGUGGCUGAAGGACGGCCUGCAGUGCAUCUGUGAGGAGAUGAAUGACAUCAAUGCUGCCUACCUGGUCAUGGGCCAGAAGAUGGACGGCCAUCUGGUCAUCACCUCGCUGAGGCGUUGGCAGAAGGGACAGCGCGAGUUUAAGAGGAUUUCCCGCAGUAUCCGCAAGCUGCAGUGCUAGGAAGAAAGAAAAAGAAAAAGAAAAACUGCAUGUGUGACUGUUGAAGUUUAGUCAAGCCCUUCCCUGUUGACAUUUUCAUAAUCGGGUUUCACUAAUAGAUUCCUCUCUAGAUUCUAGCAAAGUUUUCCUGGUCUUAGACACACAUCUCCAGUUUGUCAAUGGUUUAUCAAUACAAAAAAAUGCCAAAUAUCCUAAAAAAAAUUACACAAGAUAGGCCAUACAUGAGGUUACAGAACAAAAAAAACUUACAUUUAUUUUAUCUACAGCUGCAAUUUUUAUGGAUUUUCAAUUUCUGGAAGGUGCCAGGCCCCAAUACACUCAAGCUACAUUAAUCAGUAUUUUUAAAAGCCAACUUUGGGUAGCUAAAAAACACUAAUUGGCCAUGUCUUUUGAGCAGAACAGCCACAAUUUUAUCUGCUACAGACACAGAGACAAGUAAAAACAGAAUGACAAGUCCUUAUAUUUCUGAGAUUUUGUGCAGUUCAUCUAUUGACUCACCUUCAUUUUGCACUUAUGAGGCAUUGAACUCCCCCUAGUGGCCACUUUUCAUGUGGUUCGUCUUCUUGCAGGGGGGCCGUCUUUGCUGUCACCUCACUAAUUGCAGUUAAUUACACUCAGCUGGUGUGCCAGGUGUAGAGGAAUUAUUAAUUACACGGUUGGAGCAAAAACUAACUCGGCAUUAAAUCAGGAUUAAAAAUGAUUCACUCUAAUAAUCAUUGGCAGAUGUGGCCUAACUGUUAAAUCCAGCAAUGGAGGGAGAGAUUAUCACACUUUAAAACAUCAUUAAAAUGAAAACUUUUUACUUUUAUUAAAAACUUUAAACUUUUACAACAUCCUUUUUUCUUCUGGUGUCACUAAAAUAUUCCUUGGGAUGUACAGUACCAGUCAAAAGUUUGGACUCAUCUUACCAUUCCUUUGAAUGAGAAAGUGUGUCCAAACUUUUGACUGGUACUGUACAUCUGCUCAGAUCUGUAUCAUAACCUAAAAAUUAAAAAAAAAAUCACGUGGGGGGGCUUCAAACAGGAUUCAAUCAUCAGCAUUUUGUUUAGUUGUGUCUGGACUCUAUUCAAAACUCUCAUAGGAGCAAAUUACAUUAGAGGAGUCAAAGGUCUUGACACCUUGAGAUCAAUACCCAUGAUUGAAGUAUUAAGGUUAAAUAAAAAGAGACAUUUUUAGAGGUUAAAAGUCUUCCUAAUAAGGUGUUUGCAUCUGAUAGACUGUCACUUCUGUCAUAGUUCAACAGACACCAUGACUUGACUUGACCUGACUGGACUUGACUCGACUUGACACCAUCACAAAAGUGGAUUAAUAAUGUUUGGUGCAUAUUGAGUGAAGCUGUGAUCCCCGUGUGCGCUUGUGUGACGUUCAAAGACAAAAUAAUGUUUGUGCUUUUGUAUUCCUCCCGUUUUCUCAAACAAAAAUGAGAGAUAGCUGGCUAUAUUCUCUUCCUGUUCAACAUUUAUUCUUAGCAGUCUUUUUAUACUUGAGCCACUGCAUACUUUUCUACCACAGUAUGAUAAAACUAAUAUUUUUCUACUCCAGACUUUCAUAUUUCAUUUGAACUUUUAUGUUAAGCUUUGGUUUGCAUCUUCAUCCUGUUGUUUGAUGAGCUUCCUGCUUUUACUCAUUAACUGUUUUUAAUUACCUGGCUUUUAGGUAUUAAUAUCUGAGUUUUGGCUGAUAUAGUGUUGAUUUGAUGAGCAGUACUUUUAACAAAUAAUCAUGUGGUUGUGUGUAUGUGCAAUGUAAAGUAUUUUUUUUUUGGAAGUAUUACUUUGUAAAUAUCAAAUAACGUCCUUUAUUCUUGUAUAAAGUUUUCAGCCAUUAAAAGCUGCCAGCGACAUGUUUGAAAUGACUCAGCUUAUUGUUGUUCCAACAGUCCAUUAAAAGUAAAGGUCAAAUAUGACUGCAUUCAGAAAACUGAUACACUGAGGAAUAACAGAGGGGUGUCAAAGUGCCAUGUUAUAUGGUGGAAAGUAAACCCAUGUUAUGUACUAUUGAUCACACAGCACCAUCUAGUGGAAUUAUCUAACAAAUUCUUAUCAUAGGUCAAAGCUAGAAUCAUGAGAGACA